AUGGCGAGGGGAGGGUUGCAGGGGGUGCGGGCGCCAAUUAGAGCCGGGACCAGGGUCUGGGCGUGCGCGCACGGCGCAAUCGCGCCGGAGAUCGCGGCGGCGCAGGACGCGGAGGAAACGGAUCGCGCAACCAUCUCGCGCGAUCCCGGGCUCGGGUGGGGAAGCUUCUGGAAGCUGAGCGCGCACGGGAGACUGUCCAGUGGGUCCUGCAGGGCCGGGUGGUCCACGGCGCAGCGGGCGUCCGCGGCGGAAACAGAACAGAGGGGCAGGCGCGAGGAUUCCGUCACAAACGGCAUCCUCGACAAGUACCUGUACGGCAAGGAGGAGAAGACCACGUUGGAUUGGGUGCAGAGGUUUAGGAUCAUCAAGGGCGUGGCAUCAGGGUUGCUCUACAUCCACGAAGAUUGGGAGCAGGUGGUCAUCCACCGCGACAUCAAGGCGAGCAAUGUGCUUCUCGACAGCGAGAUGAACGGACGGCUAGGACACUUUGGUCUCGCGAGGUUGUACGACCACGGAGCUGACCCCCAGACGACUCAUGUCGUCGGCACCAUGGGGUACCUUGCCCCGGAGCUGGCACGGUCAGGGAAGGCGUCCCCUCUCACCGACGUGUUCGCCUUCGGCGCGUUCAUCCUCGAGGUGGUCUGCGGGCAGAGGCCCGUCGAGCAGAGCAUGACGGACACCCAGCUCAUGCUGGUGGACUGGGUGCUCGACCACUGGCAGAAGGAGUCGCUCGCCGAGGUCAUCGACGCGAGGCUCGAGGGGGAGUACGACGCCGGCGAGGCGACGCUGGCGCUCAAGCUCAGGCUGCUCUGCUCGCACCCGCUGCCCGUCGCGCGGCCGAGCAUGCGGCAGGUGAUGCAGUACCUUGACGGCGACAUUUGUCUUCCCCGAGCUGACGCCGGCGCACCUGAGCUUCAGCAUGCUCGCCCUCAUGCGGAGCGAAGGGUUCGACUCGUUCGUCGUGUCGGCGUCGCAUGAGUCGUCCACGGCGACGGCGAUGAGUAUCGGGACGAUGACCAGCCUCUCCGGAGGGAGAUGAGAUGAGAUGACUUAUGCUCUGUGACUCCAGGACUAGUUGUCUCGUCUGUCUCCUGUAACUUGCCUGACUGACGAUAUAGGGGUGUGUUUAGAUCCAAAAACCCCCCAUAAAAUCCAAAUUUUCCAUCACAUCAAAAUCACAUCGAAACAUUAAAUAUAACAAAUGACCAUACAUAGA
Panicum virgatum (switchgrass) is the source of this 1216-nucleotide messenger RNA. Its product is annotated as L-type lectin-domain containing receptor kinase SIT2-like. Gene Ontology annotation, cellular component: plasma membrane. Lineage: Eukaryota; Viridiplantae; Streptophyta; Magnoliopsida; Poales; Poaceae. Gene Ontology annotation, biological process: protein phosphorylation. The transcript is spliced from 2 exons. Gene Ontology annotation, molecular function: ATP binding; protein kinase activity. Bases 1 to 978 code for a protein of 325 amino acids. The record is from RefSeq and is a predicted model, not a curated record.